AUGGCUAUUGCUGCAGCGGUUGUCGUCGUGCCAUUGGGUCUACUCUUCUUCGCUUCCGGCCUACUUGUCAAUCUCAUUCAGAUUCAUACCUGCAUAUCAGCGUGUAAAUGGGAGGUUCCACCAACAUCUGGGGACUCUCUUAAAUUCAUACAGGAGUUUUCUACAUACGGACUGGAAGAAGCGAUAUGCUAUGUUGUUGUAAGGCCGGUGUCCAAGAAUUUGUACCGACGGAUCAACCGGCUUGUUGCUGAACUGUUGUGGCUGGAACUUGUAUGGCUUAUUGAUUGGUGGGCAGGAGUUAAGGUCCAAAUAUUCACAGAUCAUGAGACCUUUCACUUAAUGGGUAAAGAGCAUGCGCUUGUGAUAAGCAAUCACAAAAGUGAUAUUGAUUGGCUUGUUGGAUGGGUUUCAGCUCAGCGUUCAGGUUGUCUUGGCAGCACUUUAGCUGUGAUGAAGAAAUCUUCAAAACUUCUGCCGGUCAUUGGCUGGUCAAUGUGGUUUUCUGAGUAUCUUUUUCUGGAGAGAAGUUGGGCCAAGGAUGAAAGCACGUUAAGGUCAGGUAUCCAACGGCUGAGUGAUUUUCCUCUUCCCUUUUGGUUGGCUCUCUUUGUAGAAGGAACACGCUUUACACAGGCCAAACUAUUAGCUGCUCAGGAAUAUGCAACUUCCACUGGAUUGCCUGUUCCUAGAAAUGUUUUAAUUCCAAGAACUAAGGGUUUUGUUUCUGCAGUAAGUCAUAUGCGCUCAUUUGUUCCUGCCAUUUAUGACGUAACAGUAGCUAUCCCUAAGAGUUCCCCUGCACCUACAAUGCUAAGACUCUUCAAGGGGCAACCUUCAGUGGUGCAUGUUCAUAUCAAGCGGCAUUUGAUGAAGGGAUUGCCAGAAAAAGAUGAGGCCGUUGCUCAAUGGUGUCGAGAUAUAUUUGUGGGCAAGGAUGCUCUGUUAGACAAACAUAUGGCUGAGGAUACUUUUAGUGACAAAGAGCUGCAGGAGACUGGUCGACCGAUGAAGUCUCUUCUGGUAGUUAUAUCUUGGGCCUGUCUGCUUGUUGCCGGGUCUGUAAAGUUCCUACAUUGGUCUUCGCUACUAUCUUCCUGGAAGGGUGUUGCAUUUUCAGCAUUUGGAUUGGCAGUUGUUACUGCACUUAUGCAAAUUAUGAUUCAAUUCUCACAGUCGGAGCGUUCAAACCCUACCAAGAUCGCCCCUGCUCAGUCAAAACACAAGGGAGAAGAACUAGAGGCUUUGAAUGACAAGCAAAAGUAG
This is a messenger RNA of Sphenostylis stenocarpa, 1263 nucleotides long. The record is from the annotation of a GenBank genome assembly. NCBI's taxonomy places the organism in Eukaryota, Viridiplantae, Streptophyta, Magnoliopsida, Fabales, Fabaceae.